UCCAAGUACAGUAAUAAUGAAGAAAACCUAGCCUGAGUGUGAAACAAGACCGAUCGUUCACCUCUAAUUACUAGCUGCGCGGCUGCUCCGCUGUCGUUGUCGUGGCCGACGCCUCUCCUGUGGUUUUGUUUCUGCUGUUCUGAUUCUCAUUCGUGGCAACUCCCCAGUCAUCUUUGCUGCUUUGUUCCGCUACCUGGGCCGCUAUACUCUGCUUCACUGAUUGCUUGAAGAAAUAGAAGAUGACGUGAAUUAUGUGGUUGAGAUACAUAUUUCUCAUGAUGCCAAACAUUGUAGUUUGCCAAGUUGAUAGAGAAUGGACAUGCCAAAGUGGGAGAAGUGAGCAAAAGUUAUUUGUCAGGAUUUGAGAAAACACUGCAGUGAAAUGAGUUACAUCACAUAUAAAUUCUUGAGAGGGAACAGUAUAUCUAACUCCAAAAUGUGGGAGCUUCUUAUAAUGUGACCAAUUUCAAUAGAGUUCCUGAAGACAUAAAUUGGAGUAUGGAGUUGUAUGCUUUGUGAGCAGCCACGAGAGUGUCAAACAUUUCCCCAAACAGAAGAGGGACCAAAGUAUUUCAGUUUUGUUCCUUCUCUCCCACCAAUGCAAACCAUGUUUUCCAACAACCUUUCAUUGAUCCCUCUGAAGAAUCUUCGAUUUCUCUCACAAUUUAACCAUCUCUGCACAAAAACACUCCUUCCAUCCGAUCCCCUUCCACACUCUCAAUCACAGGAUCCCGCAAAUGGCCCUAGCAGCCACUUCUCCAAGAAAAUCGAUGAUUUUCCCAUGAAAAUUUCAGCUGAAGCUCAAUCACACCUCGAGGUUAUUUCGAAAGAGGGUGUCUUGGACACCCUUUUGAGCCAUAAGCUUGACCCCAAAUCGGCUCUGAAGUUUUUCAAAGGAGUGGAGAGAAGACGAGGGUUUGUGAAAACUGUUGAUGUUUUGUGUUUGUUGGUGCAUAUUCUGGCUUCGAGCCCUGAUACUUAUGGGGUUCUACGGAAUUUGCUAAACAACUAUGUUUUUGCAGAUUCUAGUCCUACUGUUAGGGUACUUGUGGAAGAGUUGGUAGCAUGUGCAGUAAGGUACAAUUUUGAAUCUGAUUCGCGGGUUUUCAAUUAUCUUUUGAAUGCUUAUGUUAGAGCUAAUAAGAUCACAGAUGCUGUCGAGUGUUUUAGAUUGAUAUUAAAACAUGAUGUGGUUCCUUGGGUUUCAUUUAUGAACAUCCUUUUAACUGCAUUAGUCAGGAGGAACAUGAUUAGUGAUGCAUAUAGCCUGUAUGAUGAAAUGGUUCAAAGAAAAAUGUAUGGUAAUUGCUUUACUUUGCAUGUCCUAAUGCGUGCAUGUUUGAAGGAAGGGAAGAUUGAGGAAGCUGAGAUGUAUUUCAGUCGGGCAAAGGGUAGAGGGUUAGAACUCGAUGCAGCUGCUUACAGCAUUGUUAUUCAGGCUACUUGUAGGAGGCCGAACUCGAAUUCAGCAUGUGAGCUGUUGAAGGAGAUGAAAAAAUUGGGUUGGGUGCCAUCUGAGGGUACAUAUAAUUCUGUGAUUGCUGCUUGUGCUAAACAGGGAAAUCUUGUAGAUGCAUUGAGGCUUAAGGAUGAGAUGGUGAGUAGUGGUGUUCCAUUGAAUAUAAUUGUUGUGACAAAGUUAAUUAAAGGACAUUGUGAGCAAGGGAAUGUUGAUAGUGCAUUACAAUUGUUUGAGGAGGCUGUUAAGGUUGGUGUUACUCCUGAUAUGGUUACUUUCUCGGUUUUGAUAGAUUGGUGCUCUAAGACUGGGAAUGUGGAGAAGGCAUUUGAACUUUACUCCCAAAUGAAACUCAUGGCCAUUCAACCAAAUGUUUAUAUUGUAAAUUCUCUGUUAAAGGGAUUUCGGAAACAGCAUUUUCUAGAAAGUGCGUAUAUGGUGCUUGAUGAGGCUAUUGAACAUGGUAUUGCUACUGUUGUUACAUAUAACAUCCUUUUAUGCUGGCUUGGUGAGCAGGGAAUGGUUAAUGAGGCCCGUCAUUUGUGGGACAAGAUGAUAAGUACGGGAAUUACACCUUCACUAAUUUCUUACAACAACAUGAUACUUUGUCACUGUAAAAGGGGCUGCAUGGAUGAUGCCUGUAGUGUGAAGAAUGAUAUACUUAACAGCGGUUUAAAACCGAAUGCUUUUACAUACACACUUUUGAUAGAUGGUUUUUUCAAAAAAGGUGAUGCUAACCGUGCCUUUGGUAUGUUUGAUCAAAUGGUGGCUGCAAAUAUUGCACCUUCAGACUUCACAUUUAAUGUUGUUAUAAGCGGCUUGUGCAAAGUUGGCCGGGUGUCGGAAACAAAGGAUAUGUUGAACAAUUUUCUGAAGCAGGGCUUUAUUCCUUCUUCUGUGACAUAUAAUAGCAUCAUUGACGGAUUUGUCAAGCAGGGAGCAAUUGAUUUAGCACAGUCUACUUACAGGGAGAUGUGUGAAAGUGGAAUUUCACCAAAUGUUAUCACUUGUACUAGUUUGAUUAAUGGACUUUGCAGAAGCAGAAAGAUUGAUGUUGCUUUGAGAAUGUAUAAUGACAUGAAAAUCAUGGGAUUAGAGUUGGAUAUUACUGCAUAUAGUGUUCUCAUCGAUGGUUUCUGCAAAGUACAAGACAUGGAAGGUGCAUGCAAAUUCUUCUCUGAACUUCUGGAGGUUGGUUUGGUUCCAAACUCAGUCGUGUACAACAGCAUGAUUAGUGGCUUUGUAAAUGUGAAUAAUAUGGAAGCUGCACUUAACUUUCACAAGAAAAUGGUAGAAAACAAUGUCCCAUGUGAUUUGCAAACAUAUACAACGUUGAUCAAUGGGCUUUUAAAGGAGGGUAAAUUGAAUUUUGCUUCAGAUCUUUACUCAGAGAUGCUUUCCAAGGGUAUUAUACCUGAUACUUUCAUGUAUAAUGUUCUGGUAAGUGGACUUUGUAACCAAGGACAACUAGAGAAAGGUAGCAAGAUCCUAAAGGAAAUGGAUGGGAAUAAUAUAACUCCUACUGUUCUUAUUUAUAACACUUUAAUUGCUGGAUACUUUAGGGAGGGGAAUCCGCAAGAGGCCUUUCGACUACAUAAUGAGAUGCUUGAUAAAGGUCUUAUGCCUGAUGACACAACGUAUGAUAUUCUUGUAAAUGGAAAGCUCAACAAAUCCUAUGCUCAUGCCAGGGCUUGACUUGCAUAAAAUGGGUUGAGGAUGUAAAUUGCAAUAAUGGGUUUCAAACUAAUUGAUUUUAGUGUGAAAGUUGUAGAAUGAUUGGAAAUUGGUCACCGUUCUCUUUUUUAUUUUUUUUUAUUUGGACCAAGAAACAUGGACCAACUUACUUUCCAA
This is a messenger RNA of Arachis duranensis, 3310 nucleotides long. RefSeq names its product pentatricopeptide repeat-containing protein At3g54980, mitochondrial. The transcript is spliced from 3 exons. Bases 509 to 3154 code for a protein of 881 amino acids. Gene Ontology annotation, molecular function: protein binding. NCBI's taxonomy places the organism in Eukaryota, Viridiplantae, Streptophyta, Magnoliopsida, Fabales, Fabaceae. The record is from RefSeq and is a predicted model, not a curated record.